Molecule: messenger RNA, 3312 nt
Organism: Prorocentrum cordatum
Lineage: Eukaryota; Dinophyceae; Prorocentrales; Prorocentraceae
Source: the annotation of a GenBank genome assembly
AUGGCGGGACAGCCAGAGACGCAGCUGGCCCCAGUGACGUGUCCCGCUGGCAAUGAGCGGCAAGUCCGCCACCCUCUGCUGUCUGCUGAUGCCGUCCCUCCGUUCGAUAUCUGGUUGAACAAUUACGAUAGUAUCACCGAUCGGUUUGGGAGAGACACGCCAGACGAGCAGCUCUUCGAGCUAUGCAACAAGUACUGGGCCUUGCCAGACAAGGCCAUGUCUUUCUUCGACGCGGCGGGGAAGCCGUUGAUCGCUCGCCAUCCAAUGAACGACCGUGGAGACUACGGGUCGCGCGUGGGUCUCAUGAAGUCCAUCCAGUCCUUGGGGCUCUUGCUUAACAUUCGGUCGCCUCCGUUCUUGGUAGAGAAGGCAGAGGGCCAGGAGUAUCUCAGCCUGCAUUGGGCAACUACCAUCGAGGCUGUUUACAUGGCGUACGAGACGUCUCCCAAGAACAGAUUGGUGACGCAUGCAGUGGCAGGGGGACUUCCUCGAUGCAAGAUCUACCAUCCCAAGAUUCCGAACGACGGCGCGAAGUUCCUGAAGGAGUACGGCAACAAGGGCAACGACCACAUCACGAAGAAAACGUUCAUGGAGUGCUACCGCGAGGCGGGGAGGAUCGAGAAAGCUUGGGAGAGGCGCAAGAAAGAUAUGCAAUGGACGAUCGCGUCCCUCACUUACGCCGUGCACGAGGAGAAGAAACACGAGUUCGCUUGCUCUGUAUUACCUGGGCGCUUCGAUAGGCCUCGGCAUUUCGAGGUGUGCUUGCAUGUCGCCAAGGAGAGCCAGAAGGUCGUCAUUGAGAGGGGGCCCGACAAGGGCCUCACUUGCUGGCAAGCUUUGGAGAAGGCCGUGAAAACGCACUGCGACUUGUCGCACCCUUCCGCUUGCUCGUUCUCGACUAUCUUCGUUAACAUCUACCACAUAUUCCGAAAGGUGAGGGCCGACCACGCCGAGUUCUUCGCUGACCUGUGCCUCAUGAUACUGCCCGUUGCUACGCCCUUGGGGAAGUGCGUGCUCUUACCGAACGGCCUAGGCACAGUCGCAGUGACAAAGUUGACCGAGAACGCCAUCGAUGCACUUUUCUUGGAGAUGGAGGAGAGCAAAGCUGUCCAGGAGGCGAUGGCGGCCGCAUCUGCGCAGGAGACUGAAUCCAAACAACACGAGCAAGAGCAGCAGGCCUUGGCGGCGAAGGAGGCGGAGGAUAAAAAGAAUGAGAAGGACCAGCAUGGCAAGAAGGGCAAGAGCACCAAGACGGACAGCCAGGCGAAGAUUCUGAAGAAGAAGGUCAAGUCUUUGGAGAGCCAGCCACUCCUGACCAAAGAAGAUGGUGAGAAAAACUUCCUGGGCGUGCUCGAGCAGACGAUCAAGUACAUGGUAAAGGUGGACGCGUCGCAGCAGGAGCUCAUCCGCUCGUUUCGGUUCUGCGCGUUGGCUGGCGCCUUGGGCGAGAAGAUUUCGCUCGUGGUCGGCGGGGUACCGAAGGAGGUCAAGGGCUACUCCAAGUUGACGAAAUUCUACAAGACGCAGUUGUACAAGUCUGCCGCGCUUCAACCGAGGACGUCCGACCCAGACUUCUUCGCAGCACAGAUCAGCGGGGCUCCAAGCGCGACGUCGGCUGCGAGCUCCAUGGACGUGGCCAUGAAGCUGAAGGAGAAGCUUGAGGAUGGGGCCUCCAUGCUGCCCGACUUGAUGAAGUUCGUGAAGGGGAAUCCUCUGGACAAGCCCGUGAUCACGAGUGAGUUCGCGCCGCAUGCCAUCAACGGUGUUAUGAUGCGCCUGAUGCACAUGCUCGUCGAGAAAGGCGGGGCGUUCGUGAACGUCAUUGAGGCCAUGAGAUUAUUGGUUAGUGGAGCUAUGGAAUACCUGCAGACUGCAAUUCCGCCUGCAUGGGAUGGUCUGGCGGCAACGCUUGGGGAGCUAGAUGCCGUCAGCUCGGAGUGCCGCUCGUUGGCCAUUGACGGCGUCUCGGCCGAGAUCGUCGAGGCGAUUUCCUCGAAGGUCAACUUGGAGCUCCUUCGCACCAUACGUCACCGCCUUUUCGUUCACAUGCUGGGCUCAGUGGGACCCAUGAGCACGAAGAUCCGAGAUGGUCCCAACGUAGUCGAUCGGCCGUAUGCGCCGCCGCUGCUGCUCAACAUUGUGAAGACCUUGACGAACGCUUACCCUAACGACAUGCAGGCAUCAUCUGGAUUACCUCUCGCGAAGUUGGAAGACACGCUGAAGUUGGAUUUCAGUGGCCUGUCCGAGAAGAUUGUCGAGACGAUCAUCGAGUUCACCAGCCACUGCGAGAAGCAUGAUGGGUCCCUGUUUGUCAACAUGAGGAACGCGGUGGAGAGCGACCUACAGAAGUUUACUGCUAAACAGAUGGCGGGGUUCGUUGCCUCUGAGAAGCUGAAUGUCGGGAAGCCCGUUGGCAAGGGCAUGGAUCUGUUCCCGAGCAAGCGGGUGGAGGCCGUCGCAGAGAUCAUGGCAGAAUACGACAAGAAGCAUGCAGACCUGAAGUUGGCGAGCUCUAUCUUGGAUAAUACGUGGGUUGCCAUCGUCAACUCUCUCACCGACAUCGGGGGCGAUACUUCAGCAGACACCGUGCUUGUUGCUCCUACAGGUGACGUUGCGGGUGUUGCUGCUACGGGCGCGGACGCGAACAAGGACGACAAGAAGGACGGCAAGGUCGAGCUGACGGAGUGGUGGAAGCAAACGCUGGCCACUGAGGGUGGGAUCGACUCGGCGGACUCUUCGGUGCUCACGCGGGAGAUCAUAGCUCAUCUGCAGUUGGCCUUCUCGAAACUUCCACGCGUUGCUUAUCAGAAGAGUGACGAUGACGAUGCCGCGCCUUGCCCAGCGGGGCAGAUCAGCAUUACUACGAUGGAGGCUUCAAAGGGCGGCAAGGCAAAGGGCAUUCUGGAGAUGGUCGACAUGAAUAUUUUGACAACUUCCUUGCCGUUCUGGGGCAGGGUCGUGACUACCGCUGCGGCGGCGAACAUGUCAAAGAGCAACUGCUUGCCGCUCGGGGACUCGAACGGUUUGGGGCCAGCUCUUUUUCUUGAUGGCACAGCGGUGCAGAACAUCAAGAAGUCGGACGCUUGCUUGGCGUGGCUGGUGCCUCCACUCCCGCAAAAGAAGGACGACGACAGCAAGGAUGGCGAGGUGGUGGCCACGCCGGCGAAGAAGGCUCGCAAGACGCCUCCGAAGAAGCAGCCGCUGAGGGCCACGCACAAAGUGUGCUUCGAGAAGAAGGUCUCGAUCGAGGUCGAUGGCAAGUCGUACACGUACGACUCGCCAGUGUUGGUGCACGUAAAGGAGUUCGCGCAG